Paramecium sonneborni is the source of this 486-nucleotide messenger RNA. The record is from the annotation of a GenBank genome assembly. Lineage: Eukaryota; Ciliophora; Oligohymenophorea; Peniculida; Parameciidae.
AUGAUUAAAUUUAGAAUUAAAGUUGAUGUAAAUUAUUAGAUAACGUCGGCUUUAAAAACUACUAAAUUUACUGCAUAUGAUUUACUAAUUUAAAUUAAAAUUAAAUCGAUAGUAUUAUACUAUAUAUUUAUAUUCAUUCUAAUUUUAAUGGCUUUAACAUAAAAAAAUUAUAUGUAAAAGUAUGCUUAUGCCCUAAAACUUUAAAACUUGAGUUAACUUAGAAUCCUUCCCUUUUUAAAACUACAAGUCAAUGGGGAUUUAAUUUUGAUAAAGAAUAGUGUAUUGAAUCAUUUUUUGAUAUCUAUUAGAUAACAUCUCUUGAAUGUAAAUAUUUAUAAUAAUUUUUAAUAGAAUCUUUAAAUACAAAUUCUAACAGUCUUUAAACAAAAUAGUCAUUAAUUGAUGAUUUCUUUUAUUCAGCUAUUUGCAAAUUAUUAAUUACUUAGAAUUUAACAUUUUGUUAGAAUAUCUUUGAUGGUUGGAUGA